Molecule: messenger RNA, 2517 nt
Organism: Calidris pugnax (ruff)
Lineage: Eukaryota; Metazoa; Chordata; Aves; Charadriiformes; Scolopacidae
Gene: FGF5
Product: fibroblast growth factor 5
Exons: 2
Coding region: 755-1129 (124 amino acids)
Biological process (GO): positive regulation of gene expression; regulation of cell migration; animal organ morphogenesis
Cellular component (GO): cytoplasm
Molecular function (GO): fibroblast growth factor receptor binding; growth factor activity
Source: RefSeq, a predicted model, not a curated record
AGGGACACUGCGCUCUGUGGGGAAGGAAAGCGUGUUGGUGCUGUUGCUGAAUGAUGCUUGGAAGUUGAGGCUCUUUUAUAAGAUAAGUUAUAGGUCAUGCAUGCCCCACAGGGGGGCCAGAGCCCACUCCUGCUCAGAAAAUACCCAUUUGAGGGGAAACCGGCCUGUUUUCUCAUAUCUGGGCUGCGUAGUGCCCCGGUCCGUGAGUCCUGCUGCUAGGAGUGGCCUAAGAAACCAUUACUGGUACUUCUUGCCCCAAAUGGCAUGUGUGACACCUUUAUUUCCAGAGUCUGGUGUGUUUGGGAGGACGGGCAAGGCUGGUCUCAGCAGGCUGGCUGUAGGCACAAGAGCCUUUUCCCACCCUUGAGAGGGAUUCCCCAGGGGUAAGAUUGCUUUGUCACAGCCAAGUCAGAAAUUGUCCUCUAAAACGCAGCUUUUGGAAAAAAACCAACCCCACCACCCUGUUGCCAUCCCGGAGUUGAUGUGGGUCCCUCUGUGGGGAGGAGGGAUGGAGCAGGAAUGCUGUCAGGAGCCGGGCAGCCGAGGAGCAGGGUUGUGUGGAGAAGAAAUGUGAAGCUAUGAGACUGAUUUUUUUUUUUUUUUUAAUCAUUAUUUUUUUUUUCUUUGUCACACUGAUGUGAAAAGAACUGUGAUUUAUUUUGGGAUUUCUGUCAUCCUAGGUAUUUUGGAAAUAUUUGCUGUGUCUCAGGGGAUUGUAGGAAUACGAGGAGUUUUCAGCAACAAAUUUUUAGCGAUGUCAAAAAAAGGAAAACUCCAUGCAAGUGCCCGGUUCACAGCGGACUGCCACUUUCGGGAGCGGUUCCAGGAGAACAGCUACAACACCUACGCCUCGGCCGUGCACCGCAGCCCCCGCUCGGGACGGCAGUGGUACGUGGCACUCAACAAGCGGGGCAAAGCCAAGCGGGGCUGCAGCCCCCGCGCCCGGCCCCAGCACGUCUCCACGCACUUCCUACCCCGCUUUCGGCAGCCACAGCCCCCCGAGCUCGCCUUCACAGUCACCCUCCCCGAAAAGAAGCCCCCGCCGCCACCGAAACCAAAGGUCCCCCCAUCCCCGCCUCGGAAAAACCCUGGCCCUGUCAGGUACCAGCUGAAGUUUCGCUUCGGGUAGCGCACCACGGCGGGGAUGCCGGUGCCUGGGCAGCUUUUGGGGUGACCCCGUGGGGGACCCCGGACCAAUGUGGGGAGGCUCCGGGUCUUCUCUUCACCCCGCAAACUGGAUGGCAUCCUCGGAGGUGUGUGCUGGGACGACAUAACUUGGGCUUUCCAAAGAUUAUUCCUGUGGUGAGCUGAAAACACUUGAUGGACCUGGGGUCAAUUUUCUGUUGGUGAAAGAAGCAGAAAGGUGCCUCUACGGCGAACAUAUUUUCUUACCUUAUUUUCACUAGUGACUCUUCUGACAAUCAUUUUCAUACAGGAGAUAUGUUCAGAGCCAACCAAUUAAGUGCUUUUUUUCUUUUUUUUUUUUUUUCCCAUCUCCUUUUUGCUGCACUUUUUUCCUCUGUCCAUACCUCAGACACCAUAUAUCCAGGACUGCCCCUUCCCCUUGUUUUACAAACCAGCGCUUCCCUUCUGUAACAAGUCCAAGACCAACAAUUUCAUCCACCUUAUCUGUGGUGCAAGGGGGUCUUAAAAGUCUUUGUUGGCAAUAAUAGAUAUAUAUAUAUUUUAUUUUUUUUUAAGGGUUGCAGGCUUGAGGAGGGCGGCCGUUCGCAGCCCUGCUCCUGGUGCUCUCUCCUGUUCUUCCCAGGACAGCUGGAGGAGCGAGUCUCCUCCUGUCCAUCAAAGUAUGGCUUCGAUGUCUGUGUUUAAAAUACCUCUGCCCUGGCCCCGUGGCAUUCCUGCUCGCACGGGGAGGAACCCGUGCUCAGACCCGUCCCCGGGGGUGGCUGGGGGAGCCCCUCCACACCCCUGCUCCCCAGGAUGGGGAUGCACUUGGCCCCUGGGUGCCCACUGGUUUCUUCCAACAAUUUGCACUGCUGAUUUAUUUUAUCAUUCACAAUACACUUACAGAGGUGGGGGAAAGGGUUUUAUUUUAUAGUGACUGUGGUGAUGUGGCAAUAAAUGCUGUUACAGCUACUCGUACCUUUGGAAGUGUUUUUUCCCACCUGGGUUGCCUUACGGCCCCGACUGUCAAAUUGUUUCCCCCUUAUCGUGUUCUCUGUGGAGUAACUGUGUGUAUGGAGUUUUUAAUUGGCCUUUAGCUGUGUUGUGUACAUACAGAAAACAGUAGCAUUGAACCUCACCGGUUAAGCCUUAAUAGGAGCCCAGGUGGGCUCGCGUUAGCAAAACCCCCCUCGCCCUGAGCCCUGCUUAGUGUCCAGCAGCAAUAACCAGGGCAGGUGGCACUGCUGAGUCUUUUCUCCUGAUCUGGUCAUGGUACAAAUGGUUGUUUCCAUUGAAAUUGUGGUUCUUUUCCAUUUGCCCUUCUGGGCAGCCUCUGGCUGGAUGCACCCGCUCCAGCAGCAAAUGCUUUGGCACAAGGGCGUGCGCUCCACG